UAAGAGAAGCCAAACAGUCCUAGUAAGUGGAGAACAACACGGUGCAUACACCUAUGUUUGGUUUGUCCCAGUCCAUGCUAGUAUAUUUUUCUCUCUCUCUCUCUCUCUCUUUUUUUUUUUUUUUUUUCACUUUAAAAGAAGCUUCCGUCGUUUACUCCCAUAAACAAACCCCAUUUUUUUCCCCCAUCCCAUGAAUCAUCCAAAAAUCCAGCAACUAGUAUCAGUUUGAGCAAUGACUGGUGAAGAAGAGAGACUAGAUGGAGGGACCUAUUCAGAACUACUAUUUGGUGAUGAUGAUGAUGGCCUAGGAGGAUGUUUCAGUUUCACUUCAUCUUCCCCAAAAAUGCUUUGUUUUGGUACUGAUACUGAUACUCCUAUGCUUGAAAAUUGUUCUGUACAAACACCAGAGGCAAAAACUCAAAAAUCUGGAGUCACAUGCAGUGGAGAUUCACCAUCAGCUUGUUCAAGCAACAACAUCAGCAAGCCCAACAAGUCCAAUAAUAAAAAGCGAAAUGGAGCAGAGAAACAAUCGGAUGAAAAAACAAAAGCAGUUGCUGCUGGAAAUCAGAGAAAUUGCAAGAGGACAAAGAUGGUAGAAAAUUUAAAUGUGACACCCCAUGCAAAGGUUAAGAAAGCGAAGCUUGGUGAAAGAAUCACAGCACUACAACAACUUGUAUCUCCAUUUGGCAAGACAGACACAGCAUCAGUGCUGCAUGAAGCGAUGGGAUAUAUCAGGUUUUUGCACGAUCAGGUUCAGGUCUUGUGUUCUCCUUACUUGCAGCGCCAGCACCUGUCACCCUCCUUACGUGAGGGCGGAGAAGGCGGGGAGACUGAGGCAUCAAGAAAGGAUGUGUUGCUGAGGAGCAAAGGACUUUGUCUGGUCCCAAUAGAGCUCACUCUCCAUGUUGCUGAUACUAAUCUCAAUGGCGCUGAUUUUUGGUCACCUGCCGCCAUGAUGAACAACAAUAUCACCCAAUGAACAAUUAAUCCCUUGGCUGUUUUUUUUUUUUUUUUUGUUUUGGUGGGUUGAUAACCCCAUUUUUUGGAUGUAAAAAGAUUAUUAUCAUAAUAACUAGCUAGGUAGUAGUGUAAGUUGAAAUGAUAAUAGUCCUGUUCUAGAAAGGGCAGCAGCAGGGGCAGGAGGGUGAAAGCAGUACUGAUCAUGGCCGAUGGGUGUUGGAAAUUGUCGAACUUUUAGGGAAAUGGAAAAAGAUUAUUACUCUUUAAUUUUCAGUGAGAAGAAGGAUUCGUGGACUCCA
This is a messenger RNA of Capsicum annuum, 1259 nucleotides long. Its product is annotated as transcription factor bHLH154. Lineage: Eukaryota; Viridiplantae; Streptophyta; Magnoliopsida; Solanales; Solanaceae. Gene Ontology annotation, biological process: regulation of transcription by RNA polymerase II. The record is from RefSeq and is a predicted model, not a curated record. Gene Ontology annotation, cellular component: nucleus. Bases 233 to 979 code for a protein of 248 amino acids. Gene Ontology annotation, molecular function: RNA polymerase II cis-regulatory region sequence-specific DNA binding; protein dimerization activity; DNA-binding transcription factor activity, RNA polymerase II-specific. The transcript is spliced from 5 exons.